AUUGAAUUGAACCAACUGUCUUUCUCUCCAUUCCGUGUAUACUCUUCACUGGAGAUUUGAGUCAGUCAAAAUGGCAGUUGCUAAACUGAUUGACAAGCGCUUCCAUAGUCUCCCGGGGAGACUCCGCAUCGGCGAGCUCUUCUUCGAUGUCCCCUUGGAUUACUCCAGACCAGAUGAUGGAAACACUGUGAGGCUCUUUGCACGCAGCGUCCGCCGUUCGACCAACCCAGCCGAGCCUGCUAAAGAAGAGCAGCAGCUCCCAUGGUUGGUCUAUCUCCAAGGCGGACCGGGAUAUGGAUGUCGCUCUCCUCUUGAAUUUCCCUGGGUUCCAUUUGUGCUGGAUAAGGGCUACCAGGUCCUGCUCCUGGAUCAGCGCGGUACUGGCCUCAGCUCGACCAUCACGGCAGGGACACUAGCGCGACAGGGCAAUGCGAUCAAGCAGGCCGAGUACCUGAAGAAUUUCCGUGCCGAUAAUAUCGUCCGCGACUGUGAAGCUAUCCGCAAAUGCCUGACUGCAGAGUAUCCUGAUGACCUGAAGAAAUGGAGCGUCAUCGGCCAAAGUUUUGGUGGAUUCUGCGCUGUUUCGUAUCUCUCUAAAUUCCCCGAAGGACUGAAGGAGGCCUUCAUCUUCGGUGGGCUUCCCCCACUUGUUAACGGGCCAGACCCUGUCUACUCUCGGACUUACGAGAAGGUCGAGCAGAGAAACAAGGCGUAUUAUGCUAAAUAUCCCGAUGAUGCUGAAAGAGUCAAACGCAUCAUCAAAUAUCUCAAGGAGAACAAAGUCGCUUUGUCCUCUGGAUUCCUAAUUCCGGAACGAUUCCAACAGCUUGGACUUAUGUUUGGCAUGCAUGGUGGCCUUGACGCUGUUCACGAUGUCGUUCUACGAGCCUGGCAUGACCUGGAACUGUUCGGCUUCCUCACCCGUCCUACUCUCACGACGAUCGAGAGCUACGGAGAUUUUGAUAAUGCCAUUCUCUAUGCGAUUUUACAAGAAGCAAUCUAUUGCCAGGGAGAAGCAUCGAACUGGUCAGCCGAUAGGUUCCGCUCAGCUAAUCCUCGAUUCAGUAUCGAUGAGAAAAACGAGAUCCUCUUCACAGGAGAGAUGAUCUACCAGGAUAUGUUCACCUCCUACACAGAACUCAGCGAGCUCAAGGAGGUAGCCGACCUUCUUGCCUCCACCACGGACUGGCCGACCCUUUACGAUGAGAAACAACUCUCCCAGAACCAAGUUCCAGUGUACGCCGCAAUUUAUAUGGAUGAUAUGUACGUUCACUUCGACCUGGCCUCGGCUACAGCAGCCAAGAUCAAGGGUAUUAAGCUGUUCAUUACGAACACAAUGUACCAUAAUGCGCUGAGGGCCAAGUCGGAUGAGGUCAUGAGACAGGCUUUUGCACUGAAGGAGGACUCGAUCGAUUGAUUUCAUAGAUAAAUUAGUUUCGAGCUCUUUUCGCGGACAGGCUAUGCUAUUGUUGACAACAUCGUAUGUACUAACUACUAGUGCCUUACCAUGAUAGUCAUGUAAACUUUUUG
Monascus purpureus is the source of this 1530-nucleotide messenger RNA. NCBI's taxonomy places the organism in Eukaryota, Fungi, Ascomycota, Eurotiomycetes, Eurotiales, Aspergillaceae. The record is from the annotation of a GenBank genome assembly.